AUGGAAAAAAACACCACAGUGUACCGAAAAAUCAACGAAAACUACAGCAUAACGAAUGCAGAACUACUAGCUAUCCGAGAAGCGCUAAAAUACGUACAAAACGAACAGCUAUGCGAAGUGGUAAUCAUAACGGAUUCGAAAAGCGCGUGCGAAGGCAUCCUCAACCAAGAAAAAGCUAACGACAACUUUCUAAUUUUCGACAUAAACAAAAUGAGAAACCAUUUACAAGACCGUAGAAUUAAAAUUCAAUGGAUCCCAAGCCACAUAGAAGUACGAGGAAAUGAACUAGCAGACCGAGCAGCAGUUCAGGCAACGAAACAAAUACAAGACAUGUUCGAAAGUCUAACACUGGGGGACACACUACGGUUGGCCAAAAAAGCGAUGUGGGCUAAGUGGACACGGCUGUAUCAAGAAAUGUCACACGAAAAAGGAAAAUAUCGAUUCCAACUAAAUAAUGAACCGGAAACCAGCGUUUGGUGUAGCAACAUGAACCUUAACACGCACGAGAAAACAUUAUCAAGAAUCAGAACUGGCCAUUGUCUAACAAAAGAUCGCAAAUACACAUGGAAAUGGAUUGAUAAUGAAAAUUGCGAAACCUGCCGCAUGAAAGAGGACAUCGAACACAUCCUGUUUCACUGUGCGAAAUACAACACCAUAAGAACAAAAUACGACAUACUAAAUAACCGGAAACCACUAAAAGAUAUACUCAAGGAUAGCAUCGAAAAAGAAUACAAAAUGAUAACCAAAUACCUCACGGAAUGCAAAAUACGAAUAUAA
Topomyia yanbarensis is the source of this 777-nucleotide messenger RNA. RefSeq lists its product as uncharacterized. Gene Ontology annotation, molecular function: RNA-DNA hybrid ribonuclease activity; nucleic acid binding. The transcript has a single exon. The record is from RefSeq and is a predicted model, not a curated record. The coding region runs from base 1 to 777 and encodes 258 amino acids. Lineage: Eukaryota; Metazoa; Arthropoda; Insecta; Diptera; Culicidae.